AUGGCACCCGGUCGCGAUUUCUCAAAGUCGCUUAGCGAAGCCAAACGCAACUACGAGAUUUACAACAAGGAGCUCCUUGCCAUCAUGCUCGCGCUGGAGGAAUGGUGCCAGUACCUCUUGGGCACCCAUCACACGUUCGAAAUCUGGUCAGAUCACCAGAAUCUCACGUACUUCCGUGAAGCUCGCCGCCUCAAUCGCCACCAAGCUCACUGGUUCACCGAGAUGCAGGAGUACAACUUUACGCUCCACCACAAGCCCGGCGGCCUCAUGGGUCGUCCUGACGCGCUUUCACGCGAAGCAGGACAUGAAAGGGGGGAGAACGACAAUCAGGACGUUGUCCUGCUCAAACCCGAGUUUUUCCGCAUCCUGCUUUGCGCUACAGCACUCGACUUUGCCGGCAAAGACGAGCCCACGAUCCGUCAUAUCAAAGACUGCACCGCCAAAUGCGAGGAAUCCGUCGAACUUGCCCUGCUCAUUAAGAAUCCGCACUGGAAGGAGCACGCAGACGGACUACUCACGCAUGACGAUCGCAUCUAUGUGCCGCCUGACAAAACCUUACGCGCGAAUAUCAUCAAGGCGCACCAUGACUCGCUCGCUGCAGGACAUCCAGGACGCUACAAGACGGAGGAGCUUAUCACACGGACGUAUUGGUGGCCAAGCAUUAGAAAGGACGUAGGACGCUAUGUGGCAGGGUGCCAGCUCUGCCAGCGCAUCAAGUACCGACGAGAAAGCCCCAACGCACCGCUCCAGCCCAACGAGAUGCCCACUCGCCCAUUCAAAGUCAUCUCUAUGGACUUUGUGGGCCCGUUACCCGAAUGCGAAGGUUUCAACAUGGUACUCAAUGUCAAUAACCACUUCAGUCGUUGCGUCAUCUGCAUUCCCUGCAGGGAUACUACGGACUCAGGCCAACUUGCCCAACUUUUCCACGACCACGUCUACAGCGAGCACAGCCUACCACGCAAGAUCAUCACGGAUCGCGGCUCUACCUUUGUCUCCUCGUUCAUGCGCACUCUCAUGGAUCAGCUUGGCAUAGUUGGGAAUCCCUCCACGGCGCACCACCCGCAGACCGACGGACUCGCCGAGCGCUAUAACCAGGAACUCAAAACCUUCCUCCGCCUCUACGUGGACUACCACCAGAGCAACUGGGUGAAAUACCUCAAGUCGGCGCAGUUCUCGUACAACAACACGGUUCACUCCUCCAUCGCGGAAACCGUGAAGCAUGGGACAGGCGCCUAUGCGGCCGCUUCGCCGCAUUCCCGCUGA
Molecule: messenger RNA, 1263 nt
Organism: Peniophora sp. CBMAI 1063
Lineage: Eukaryota; Fungi; Basidiomycota; Agaricomycetes; Russulales; Peniophoraceae
Source: the annotation of a GenBank genome assembly